AUGCAGACAACAAAACAUUUGAUCGUCUUUUGCGUCCUGUUUGUCGUGCUUGAGCAUGUGGAAUGUGGAACUUUUAGAUCUUCCGAUAAAAAUAAGACCAAAACGAUAACCACUACAAGAAGAACUAGCACAAACCAAGUUAUACAUGUUUAUCAUUACAACAACGAUCUUCGCGAAAAUAAUAAAAAAGUGAACAAAAAUGUCACUUAUAAGUUUCCUGACGGAACUAAAUAUUUUGGUCAGUUCAAAAAUGGCAAAUUAGAUGGGACAGGUGUGAUGACUUGGGCUAAUGGUGAGCGAUACGAAGGUCACUUUGGAAACGGCGAAAGAACUGGACAUGGUAUUUAUUAUUUUACUGAUGGAACUAAAUAUUUUGGUCAGUUCAAAGAUGGGGAAUUUCAUGGAGAAGGCGUGAUGACAUGGAAAAAUGGUGCGCGGUACGAAGGUCACUUUGAAAAUGGGGAAAAACGUGGACAAGGCGUUUAUUAUUUUACUGAUGGAAAGAAGUAUGUUGGACCAUUUGAAAACGGAAAGUUCAAUGGGAAAGGUGUACUGACAUCGAAAAAAGGUACGAGAUAUGAGGGUAGGUUUGUCAAUGGUCAAAUCAUUGGAUAUGGUGUUCUCUCUGCGGCGAAUGGUGACGUGUAUGCAGGAGUUUUUCUCAACAAUAGGUUCCAUGGACGUGGAGUUUACAAAUAUGCCAAUGGCGAUUUGUUUCAAGGUAAUUUCAAGAAUGGUAAAAAAGACGGCAAAGGAAAAAUGAUGUAUGCGGAUGGUAAAGUUCACAAAGGUGUUUGGAAAGAAGACAAACUCAUCACUUGA
Messenger RNA from Adineta ricciae, 822 nucleotides. NCBI's taxonomy places the organism in Eukaryota, Metazoa, Rotifera, Eurotatoria, Adinetida, Adinetidae. The record is from the annotation of a GenBank genome assembly.